Molecule: messenger RNA, 300 nt
Organism: Aspergillus piperis CBS 112811
Lineage: Eukaryota; Fungi; Ascomycota; Eurotiomycetes; Eurotiales; Aspergillaceae
Exons: 1
Coding region: 1-300 (99 amino acids)
Source: RefSeq, a predicted model, not a curated record
AUGCAAUCUCUACUGGUAGUGCGCAGUGCGAUGGAGCAGAUCCACAGCAGGGAAAAGGCCGUAUUGAACGGGCUGGAAGAGGCUAACUUUGACGUGGCGUUUGAUCGUUCUCGUCCUAUUAUCCAAGGGACGGUUGAUGCCGGUGGGACAUUAACCAGAGAAGAGGUGGAUAGGUCAGUGGAGUUUUGCACGCGGGUGAUUCGCAAGGUUGAGAGCGGGUGUCUGGCGAGCCUCGACAGCGGUCCGGCUGGAAGGUUUACUGCUCGGGAUGCUGCUACUACGUACUCGGAAAGUAGCUAG